Messenger RNA from Bactrocera dorsalis (oriental fruit fly), 1838 nucleotides. It is a transcript of the gene Efr, whose product is annotated as UDP-xylose and UDP-N-acetylglucosamine transporter. The transcript has 7 exons. Gene Ontology annotation, cellular component: Golgi membrane; endoplasmic reticulum membrane. Gene Ontology annotation, biological process: transmembrane transport. Gene Ontology annotation, molecular function: UDP-xylose transmembrane transporter activity; UDP-N-acetylglucosamine transmembrane transporter activity. The coding region runs from base 578 to 1699 and encodes 373 amino acids. Lineage: Eukaryota; Metazoa; Arthropoda; Insecta; Diptera; Tephritidae. The record is from RefSeq and is a predicted model, not a curated record.
GUAAGGUGACCUAACUUAGGAUCGUUUAUCUCAGGAAAAGUGAAAUACUCUUACAUUCUCUGCAUCGUGAACCUUUUCAAACAUACAUAUACAUAUGUAUGUAUGUACAUACGAUCUCUGUAUGAUUUGUCAACAAGAGCAAAGAAAGUUGUAUGUGAAAGAGCUAUUAGUUUCCAAGCAAGGAAUUUCAAAAUCAAACUAAGGGCGACGAGAAAACACGAAAACAUCGCGUUGAUAGUGUUCUGAUAACACUAUUGUGUAAACCUAUAUAGAAAAAAAUGCAUACAUAUGUAUGUAUAUAAUAUCUAAACCUAUAUAGGUUUGUAUAAACCUAAGUAUACAUACAAUAAAAUAUAUAAAUCUAUAUAGGUUUAUACAAUGGAUAACACGCUUUCUGCUCUUAUUCGUAACAUUUCGGCGCUAUGCAAGUCAGCAUUACUUUGCGUUUAGAAAUUCUUUUCAUAGUUGCCAUUGAUCUUGAUUGUGGAAAUUUUAAUUUCGCCAUCUAUUUUUUGUGUGUAAUGCACAAAGAAUGUAGAAAUAUAGAGAAGGUUCAAUCUUCAUUCUCUGUGGAAAUAUGAAACGAAAAUCUGUUAUGUGCGACGUGGACGAACACAUUCUGAUUUUAAGUAUUUUGCUCUUCUUUUUAAAUAGUUUAUUUGAAAUAAUCCUAAAAAAAAUGAAUAUCAAAGCACUUACGGCUGUAAUAUGCGUUUUUGUGGGAUGCUGCAGCAAUGUUGUAUUUCUAGAAUAUCUUGUAAAAGAAGAUCCCGGAGCUGGGAAUCUCAUAACAUUUUCACAGUUUCUUUUUAUUGCUCUUGAAGGGUUAGUACAUAUAAUUGCGUCUCGCGAUUUUGUGCCGAAAAUACCUCUGCGUAAUUACUCCCUUCUUGUGAUUCUAUUUUUUGUAACAAGUGUGGCCAACAACUUUGCGUUUGACUUCAAUAUACCAAUGCCUUUACAUAUGAUAUUUAGGGCUGGAUCACUUAUUGCUAACAUGAUAAUGGGAAUAAUUAUUUUGAAAAAGAAAUAUGUUUUCUCGAAGUAUUUAUCCGUUUUCAUGAUAACCGCUGGAAUUGUGUUGUGUACAAUUAUUUCGGGAAGUAGUGUGAAAAGUGCCACUGUCAAACCAACAGAGGCCCUGGAUGUUGGAUAUUCCGACUUCUUUAUAUGGACUCUUGGGAUAGGUUUACUCUCCAUUGCUCUUUUUAUAUCUGCAUAUAUGGGCAUUUGUCAGGAAACUCUGUACAAGAAAUUUGGCAAACAUCCUCAAGAGGCUCUCUUCUUUACGCACUUGAUUCCCUUACCUGGUUUCAUUUUCAUAUACAAAAACAUUUGGGAACAUUUCAGUAUUGCCACAAAUAGCGAACCAAUGGCAUUACCAAUAAUUUCUAUUAUUGGGUUUAAUGUUGAAAUUCCUCAAAUGAUAUUUUAUUUAAUGUGCAACGUUAUUACGCAGUAUCUUUGUAUAAGAUCAGUAUAUAUUUUAACAACUGAGUGUGCCUCAUUAACAGUUACGCUUGUCGUAACAUUGAGAAAGUUUGUAUCACUGCUUUUUUCUAUUAUAUAUUUUAAAAAUCCGUUUACAAUUUACCAUUGGAUUGGUACGGGACUGGUUUUUUUCGGUACGAUAAUCUUUACUGAAGUAGUUCCACGAAUUUCUGAGCAUAUGCAACUUAGGAAACAUAAAAAAGAAUAAAUCAACAAAUGAAGUAUAUGCGUUCUUAAAAAUCCGUAUAUAUUAAGUUAACGUAAAUUGUAAAUAGGUUUUUGUUGGGUAACGAAUUUAAUAUAAUUUGUGUAUAUGCUUGGAUAAAAUAAAAAUUCAAUAGAUAUAA